AACAAACAGUUUCUGGUUAUUGUAUCUGGUGGUAUCUAGCCGUGUCUAAGAUGCUUAGCUGGUCAGUGUCGAAUUGUGUAGUGAGUGCGCCAAACGUGAACUUCGUCUUUAUUCAAGUUUCUAUACCUACAAAAAAACGUAAAUUAAAUAAACAUGGCCGUCAAUGAAACUGUUCUUGUCAUCGGUGGAAGUGGUUUUCUGGGACAACAUUUUAUAAAAUUACUUUUUCAAUUUAAGGACGAGCUAGAAAUAAAAGAGAUUCGGUCUUUAGAUAAAGAGCCCUUCACAAACAAAAUUGGGGAUUUUGAUACUUCCGAAUUGGUCACAUUCAUUGGUGAUAUAUGUGAACCCGAAACUUUAUCACCAGCCUUCAUUGGUGUAGACACUGUAUUUCACUGUGCCGCGUACGUGAACAUUCAAUACCCUCCAAAUUAUGAUGAACUUGAACGCGUUAAUGUUGACGGUACGCGGUCCGUAGUUGAUAUGUGCGUGAAAAAUAACGUCAAGCGAUUGUUGUACACGAGCUGCGCAUCUGUUUGUUUGAUCCCAUUCAAAGGCAGCACUUUUUCCAUUAUAAUAAAUCAGACUGAGUCCAAGGCCAAGACGCCUGUUUUUAAUACACAAAAAUCACCGAUAGAUUUUGAUAAGGGAUUUCUUAUACCAGGGUACUCAUCGUCUAAAUUAAGAGCUGAAACAAUAGUGCUAAACACAUCAGGAACUACAUUAAGCAAUCAAACAGAUUACCUUCAUACGGUUGCAAUACGCCCACCACUUACAUAUGGAGAAGGCGAUAAUCAUUUUGUGCCUGCAGUUUUCAAGUUUUUGUUAAAAAGGGGCAAGGUUUACCCGAGAAUUGCUGGUUCAGGGGGAAAACAGCAAUUGGCCUAUGCAGGAAACGUUGCAUGGGGACACAUUUGUGCUUAUAAAACUUUAAAAUCAAAGCCGAAAGCAAUUGCAGGCCUUCCAGUUUUUAUAACAGAUGACACUCCUAUAAAUGAUAUGGCUAGAUUUAUACAGAAAAUGGGAAAUGCUACCGGUACACUUAAGUUCAAGACAAGUUUUUGGUACAUACCACACUUCAUUUUUUACUUCCUUGCAUUUCUAACUGAAAUGUUCAUUAAGGCAUCAAAUCCUUUGUUCAAUUAUAAACUUAAUUAUUCCCUUCGGGCAAUAGCCUCGUUUACAGCAUCAGUUUUAUUAUUUAAUCGUUUACGGGCCGACAUACACAUUGACUACGAACCACUUUUUGAUGAGAAAAAGUCAUUAGAACAAAGUGGAAAAUGGUAUAAUAAAUGGUACCAAGAGUACAUGCAGAAUUAAUACAGUAAUUUGAUUGACAAACUUGUAUCGUGUAUAAUUUAAGUGGAUAAAGGAAUUGAAUAGUAAAAUUUAUUAAAAUUAAAAACAAUAUUGUUAUGUGUAUAUAAAAUUCUUGUGUUCAUUUGAAUAUCAAACUUCAAGUUAUGUCAAAAAAUUUGUUCGCUCUUUAUUGUUAAAAACAUGAAAAAAAAUAUAGUUAAGCUAAUUAAAUUUAA
Messenger RNA from Eupeodes corollae, 1535 nucleotides. Its product is annotated as 3 beta-hydroxysteroid dehydrogenase/Delta 5-->4-isomerase type 3. Gene Ontology annotation, biological process: steroid biosynthetic process. Lineage: Eukaryota; Metazoa; Arthropoda; Insecta; Diptera; Syrphidae. Gene Ontology annotation, molecular function: 3-beta-hydroxy-Delta5-steroid dehydrogenase (NAD+) activity. The record is from RefSeq and is a predicted model, not a curated record. The transcript has 6 exons. Bases 154 to 1320 code for a protein of 388 amino acids.